GUUGAUGUUGUUAGCAUUGUUGCUAAGGAAGUCCGCUAAUGGCAGAACACGAAAACACAUUCGGCUUGCCCGCAUUUGAGCGUUAGAAUCUAGCGAGGAAAGCUGUUGUCUCCGACAGCUCCUGAACGCAGCAUGUGUUGAGACGCGGAGGCUGAGCAGCAUCAGGAGCAGGGGGAUGGACAGAGAACAACAGCAGCCUGUGGGUGACUGACAGGUGGGUCACACCGUGUGUGUAGCCUCGGUGUGGACGGUCAAUGUGUGUUCAUCAUCUCGCUGUGUUGUGCGGCUCCACAGUGGAACAGCAGCGGCCGUGCUGCAGCGCUACAGGUGCACACGCGGCCGUGUCCUUCACAAGAACACAAGGUCUCUGCAGACAGAAGCCAUACUGAAAUCCUCCUUAGCCGAAAACCAUAGAGGAAGUGACAGGGAGGAAGGAUGGACUCUAUCUCUAUGAUGGGUGGAAGCAGGAGCCACAUGUUCCUCACAGCCUCCUCCUCUCAACACGUCCAUCACGCCCAGGCCUGUUUCCUGCCCAACGGCAUUAAGAAUGGAGUUGGAGAUACUGGCACCACUUGUGUGUCUACCCAGCCUACAGUGGCCAUCCUGGGCUCAGGUGACUUCUCCAAGAGCCUGACCAUCCGCCUGCUGCGUCGUGGUUUCCAUGUGGUGGUGGGCAGUCGCCAUCCCAAACUGGCCGCCCAGUCAUUUCCCCAUGUGGUGGACGUGACGCACCAUGAAGACGCUGUGGGGAAGGCCAGUGUCGUGUUCCUGGCAAUCCGCCGUGAGCAUUAUGCUGUUCUGUGGGACCUCAAACAUCUACUGGAAGGAAAGUACCUGGUGGAUGUGAGUAAUAACAGGAGGGUGAACCAGUAUCCAGAGUCGAACGCUGAAUAUCUGGCUUCACUGCUGCCGGACUCUAUAGUGGUCAAAGGCUUCAACGUCAUCUCAGCAUGGGCCAUGCAGCAGAGCUGCCCCAAAGAUGCCAGCACACAGGUAUUCAUCUGCAGUGACUCAGUGGAGGCUCGACGGCAAAUUAUGGAGUUAGCCCGCCAGCUCAACUUCCAGCCUGUGGAUAUGGGCGCCUUGUCUUCUUCAAGGGACAUUGAGAACAUGCCCAUACAAUUAUUUCCUGGUUGGAGGGGCCCAGUCCUAGCUGCUGUGGCCCUCUCUAUCUUCUUUUUUGCCUACUCUUUUGUACGAGAUAUCAUCCACCCAUAUGUGAAAUACAAGCAGAGUGACUUUUACAAGAUCCCCAUUGAGAUAGUCAAUCGGACACUGCCCACUGUUGCUAUCACUCUUUUGGCCCUUGUGUACCUGGCCGGCCAGCUGGCUGCUGCCCACCAGCUCUACUAUGGUACUAAGUACAGACAUUUCCCACAUUGGCUGGAGGGGUGGCUGCAGAGCCGAAAACAGAUGGGCCUCCUCAGCUUCUUUCUGGCUGCUGUCCACGUUCUCUACAGCCUCUGUCUGCCCAUGAGGAGAUCGGAGAGGUACCUGCUGCUCAACACUGCCUACCAGCAGGUCCAUGCUAACGUGGAGAAUGCGUGGAAUGAGGAGGAGGUGUGGAGGGUGGAGAUGUAUGUUUCCUUUGGGAUCAUGAGUCUUGGGCUCCUGUCACUUUUGGCCAUCACCUCCAUUCCAUCCGUCCACAGCAUGCUCAACUGGAGGGAGUUCAGCUUUAUACAGUCCACUCUGGGCUACAUUGCCCUGCUCAUUGCCACCUUCCAUGGCCUGCUGUUUGGCUGGAAGCGGGCCUUUGAGGAGGAGGCCUACCGUUUCUACCUGCCCCCCAGCUUCGUGGUGGCCCUGGCCCUGCCGAUUUGUGUGAUACUGGGAAAGGUGGUGAUUCUGCUUCCCUGUGUUGCCUGCAAGCUCCAUCGGAUCCGCCGGGGAAUGGAUAGCUGUCAGUACCGGUGCCAGCGCCUGGAGCCAGUGGGUUCAGCUGCCCAUGUUUCACCUGAGAGAGUCACCAUCAUGUGAUCAAUGCAGCACAUAGCGAUCUGCUCCUUUACUUAGGUUUCCACACAUACUGCCACAUGCCAUACAAACAAACACUAUUUACUCAUGUGAUGAAAAGGCAAAUUGUUCUCACUUUGUUAUUGUGAACAGUGUUUCCUGACAUGUGAAUUAUGUACUUGUGUGAUUGUGUUCCAGAUGUUUGCCCAAACUGUAAAACUGAAUAUUAUUUCCUUGACCUAUCAAUAUGCUCCAAGUACCUGCCAAUAUUUCACCGACAUUUUCAUUCUGUCCUUUGCCAGACAGUACACUCAGAUACACAUUAGUCAUUAAUGAAAAGGGUAGGACCACAAAUUUUCCACAUAAAGGUAACUUUACUAGUUCUACUCAGCUUAUGAAAGCAAUAGUGUGAACAAGUCUGAGAAAGUAACCCCAAUGAUGUCAUAGGGUGGAGACAUGUGUUUACCAGGCAGGGAUGUUUAAUGAAAAGACACUUCUGAGUCUCUCUUCUGAUCGGGUAACUGUUUUCUGAGUGAUGUAUGGGCCUGUCACAGGUACAACAUCAUAAUCUACAACUGCAGUUUAAUACAACAAAUACACAUGAAUAGCUGGGUUCUUCUGUCUGUGAUCUCCAGAUGCCUAUGUCAUGUUUCCUCCCACAGUUCUAAUGCAGGUCAAGUCAACAAGAAACUCCGAGAAAAUACAUCAGUGUUCAGUAUGUUAGUCCUGUAACAACCUGGUGACCCAACAUGUAUUUCUACUUGGACGUUCACACAUUUCUUUUAAGUAAUGUUUUUCAUUCUUACAGCCUAAAAAAAAAACAAUUCUGGAUCGGAAUAUGUGUAAGUAACUUAGAAGAAAUCAUUAGGGUUUUUUUUGUUUAUUAUCUCAUUCUGCUUAACAUUGUUCUCAUUUUUACAAAGAUGUUACAUAAAACUGUCAAAUGUUUUAAGGUAUUUGUUGAUUGUGCAUUAUCACUAUGUUGUUAAGGUUUUUCUGCCCUUCAUGACUGUGGUACUGUACCAGUGAAUAUUGUGUCUAUCUGUCAUGUUCUAAUCAGUGAGAUCCAUGGCUUUGAUUGACAAUUCAUGUUUGUACACACUGCAGCAGCAGUCUUAAUGGUGAAGAUAUUUUUGUUGCCUGCCAUGUAGCUUAUCUGCCAGUACAAUGGCAUUAGCUCAUACAGUUAGUCAUGCUGCCUUGUCCAAAACAGUGUCAGGGCAACAUCAUCAUACAGGUAAGAUCUGAUCAUUUUCACUGUGUAAGAUGUGUGUGACUUUUCCAUCAGCGCUGUUGGGUGUAAUGCUGAUGAUAAUCUCUUCUGUUCAAUGUGCCCAUCAAUUUGAAUAAAGUAUGUCACCAAAAUA
This is a messenger RNA of Hippoglossus stenolepis (Pacific halibut), 3323 nucleotides long. It is a transcript of the gene steap2, whose product is annotated as STEAP family member 2, metalloreductase. NCBI's taxonomy places the organism in Eukaryota, Metazoa, Chordata, Actinopteri, Pleuronectiformes, Pleuronectidae. The record is from RefSeq and is a predicted model, not a curated record. Gene Ontology annotation, biological process: copper ion import. Bases 436 to 1980 code for a protein of 514 amino acids. Gene Ontology annotation, molecular function: ferric-chelate reductase (NADPH) activity; cupric reductase (NADH) activity. Gene Ontology annotation, cellular component: plasma membrane; endosome. The transcript is spliced from 7 exons.